UGAAGUUGUGCGUCUCUGUUUCAAGAAGCCCUUCCCCUUAUGCGGAGCACGAGUUCUCCCGAUGUCUGACGAAGGCGAGGGGCUCCGUGUCUCCUCUUCCUCCACCUUCCCGCCCUCCGCUCCCGCUCCUGCGGGUCAGACUCGUCUCCGUAAGCCGCAGAGACCCCUAAGGCGACGGGCAUCUGUGCCACUUCCACGCACCGAUACGCGUUCCAGAGAAGCGUUUUCCCGCGAUCCGCUGGACUUGAUCGGGCGCUCGCCGGCGCGUCUCGGGCGAUGCUGCGCUGCGUCUCCAGUGCGCGACGGUCUCCAGAACCGCGGACAGCGGCGGACCUCGCCACACAGACCCGAUCAUGAGACGCAUAGCCCGGAGGGGUUGAUCGAGACCCCGCACAGCUGCGCUUCACCGGACACGUCGGAGGUCAUGCAUCGCAGGCACACCACCCUGCGAGAGAAGGGCCGUCGGCAAGCCAUCCGAGGCCCCGCCUACAUGUUCAACGAACGUGGUACCAGCCUCACGGCGGAGGAGGAACGUUUCCUCGAUGCAGCGGAGUACGGCAAUAUUCCUGUCGUCCGUAAGAUGCUGGACGAAUCCAAAACGCUUAAUUGCAACUGCGUGGACUACAUGGGGCAAAAUGCACUGCAGUUAGCAGUCAGCAAUGAGCACCUGGAGGUCACAGAGCUUUUACUGAAGAAAGACGGGAUGGCGCGCAUUGGCGACGCACUUCUUUUGGCAAUUAGCAAAGGUUACGUGCGAAUUGUGGAGGCCAUUUUGGCUCAUCCGGCAUUUGCAGGAGGUUUAAGGCUGACUUUGAGCCCGCUGGAGCAGGAACUGAGGGAUGACGACUUCUACGCCUAUGACGAGGAUGGAACACGUUUUUCGCAUGACGUGACGCCGGUGAUUCUGGCCGCGCACUGUCAGGAGUACGAGAUCGUACACAUCCUGCUGAUAAAGGGCGCCAGGAUCGAGCGGCCGCAUGACUACUUCUGCAAGUGCUGUGAGUGCACAGAGAAACAGAAACGUGACUCGUUCAGUCACUCUAGAUCACGCAUGAACGCGUACAAAGGGCUCGCUAGUGCCGCCUACCUGUCGCUGUCCAGUGAAGAUCCCGUACUGACGGCACUAGAGCUCAGCAAUGAGCUUGAACGACUCGCCAACAUAGAGACGGAGUUUAAGAAUGACUACAGGAAGUUGUCUAUGCAGUGUAAGGACUUUGUGGUAGGUGUUCUGGAUCUCUGUCGCGACACAGAGGAAGUAGAGGCCAUUCUGAACGGUGAUGUGGACCAGAACCCGCCCACAGAACACCAGAGACCCUGUCUGAGCCGCAUCAAACUCGCCAUCAAAUAUGAAGUUAAAAAGUUUGUGGCUCAUCCGAACUGCCAGCAGCAGCUUCUGACGAUCUGGUAUGAGAACCUGUCAGGUUUGCGGCAGCAGUCCAUCGGGGUGAAGUGUUUGACGGUUCUAGGCGUCACUGUCGGAUUACCUUUCCUCGCCAUCGCCUACUGGAUCAUGCCCUGCAGCAAGUUGGGUCAGAUAUUACGGAGUCCCUUUAUGAAGUUUGUCGCUCAUGCCGUGUCGUUCACCAUCUUUCUGGGCCUGCUGGUUCUGAACGCGUCGGACCGAUUCGAGGGUGUGAAGAAUCUCCCCAAUGAGACGAUAACAGACCAUCCACGGCAGGUGUUCCGCGUCAAGACCACGCAGUUCUCCUGGACCGAGCUGCUCAUCAUGAAAUGGGUUCUGGGCAUGAUCUGGUCGGAGUGUAAGGAGAUCUGGACUGACGGGCCGCGUGAGUACGUGAUGCACCUGUGGAACGUUCUGGAUUUUGGGAUGCUGUCGAUCUUCGUGGCAUCCUUCACCGCUCGUUUCAUGGCGUUCCUCAAAGCGUCUAAAGCUCAGCUCUACGUCGACCUGCAUGUCUCCAACCGUGACAUCAGCAACGCAUCACUUCCUGCUGACAUUGCCUACUUCACAUAUGCGAGGAACAGGUGGAGGCCGUCGGAUCCUCAGCUGAUCUCGGAGGGUCUGUACUCCAUCGCUGUGGUCCUGAGCUUCUCUCGCAUCGCCUACAUCCUGCCGGCCAAUGAGAGCUUUGGCCCGCUGCAGAUCUCUCUUGGACGAACGGUGAAGGACAUCUUCAAGUUCAUGGUCAUCUUCAUCAUGGUUUUCGUGGCCUUUAUGAUCGGCAUGUUCAACCUGUACUCAUAUUACCUGGGGGCCAAAUAUAACCCCGCCUUCACCACGGUUGAGGAGAGCUUUAAGACUCUGUUCUGGUCUAUAUUCGGUCUGUCGGAGGUGAUUUCUGUGGUUCUGAAGUAUGAUCACAAGUUCAUCGAGAACAUCGGUUACGUUUUAUACGGGGUUUAUAACGUCACCAUGGUGGUAGUUCUACUCAAUAUGCUGAUUGCAAUGAUCAACAACUCCUACCAGGAAAUUGAGGAAGACUCCGAUGUGGAGUGGAAGUUUGCUCGUGCUAAACUCUGGUUGUCAUAUUUCGAUGAGGGAAGGACACUGCCUGCCCCGUUUAACCUGGUGCCCACUCCAAAAUCCUUCUACUACCUGAUCAUCCGGGUCAAGUCCUGCCUUAUACGACUGUGUAAGGGCAGAGGUCAUCGGCAUGAAGGCGAGUUGGAGAUGGGAAUGCUCAAUUCACGGCCGAAGACUGAUCAUCACCGAGCAAAUCUCAGGAGCCGAGAGGAGAACACCAUCAAGAAACCCAUCAAAAACCCCACUAGAUAUCAGAAGAUAAUGAAGCGCUUGAUUAAGCGCUAUGUUUUGAAGGCUCAGGUUGACCGAGAGAACGAUGAAGUCAAUGAAGGUGAACUGAAGGAAAUAAAACAGGACAUCUCCAGUCUGCGCUACGAACUUCUGGAAGAGAAAUCUCAGGCCACUGGAGAACUGGCUGACCUCAUUCAACAACUCAGUGACAAGUUCGGCAGGAACGCCAAGAAACAACCUUGAGACAGACAGAAAGAUGCAGAGAGAGGAGAGAUAGUUUAGGAGCAGUAUCUGGAGACUUAAAAAUUACUGAAUUUCAUUCAUUAGAUACAAAAUGCAUACAAAAGAUGUACAUGUACACUUAAGACAAACAGCUGACAGAACGGUGUGUGGUUUGAGAUGAUAAAACAGUAGAUCUAGUGUUAAAAAUGAAGACAGAAAAUAUGGUUUUUGUUUGUGGUUAGUGGAUGAUGGUGCUAGUUAAUGAGAUUAUCUAAGUCACAAUUAAUUUAUUGUAUUAUUCCAUAAUGGAAACAAGCUUAGUUUAUAUCUCACAAUUCCGAUUUUUCUUUUCAGAAUUGUGACGUAACAUCUCAAGCUUAUAUCUUGCAAUACUUUAAAACUUGUUUUUUCCUUAGAACUGUGAGAAAACAUCAUAAUUAUGAGAUAAAAAGUUAGAGUUACCUUUUUUAUUUAUAUACUUAAUGUUAUUCUCUCUAGCUUCCAUAGAACUGACUUCAUACAUCCACUAAACAUCAACAAAACACCAGCUGAGAAUAAAGCAAAUUAAUUAUUGAAAAGAAAACAGCCUAUAUGUACUGAUCCAGACACACAUGAUCUAAUGAAUCACAUUCAGACAUUUGUAAUGAUUGUUAAUAUAGGGUGUAAAAAAAAAAAAAAAAGGAGUAGUGUUGUUUUCUGAUAAUAAAACGGCUUUAGUUCCCCAGACUGAUUCGAUUACAUCAUCAGUCCAGUCAAAAUGAUUUUUUUAUCUCAGAGCUGUUUGGUUUGAUUCAACUCUUUUCUGGAGGAAAUGAGUGAAUGGGACUGUGAUCCAUGAAUGAUGAACUGAUGUGAAUUCACUCAGAUACUGAACAUUUUUCAGGAGACAGAGUGAGAGAUGAGAAAAACUGAAAGGAGAGACGAACGGAGACUAAACGAGGGUAAAAGGCUCACAGCAGGUAUGCAGUGCACUCUGGGACAUCGCCUCCCUUAAGAGUCAUUUCCUGUACUGAGAUCAUAUCUCACAGGAGAGAAACAUACAGAGAAAAGGAGAAGGAUAGAUAAAAACACUUUGAUGCUAAAAGUUAUGGAAUAACUUAAUAUAUGAAUGGUUUAAACAUUUGAACAUGAGUCAGAUGCGCAGUAACAGUGAGAAGGUGCAUAAAGUUUUUCUCUUCUUCACUCCGAACAGGCUGUCUAAUUAACACAAGAACACAAAGACACACACACACACAUUUCCCAAACAUCAAAAGAGAGAAAGAGAGAUAAAGUAUAUAUCGUUUUUGUUUGUUUGUUUUUGCACCAAAUAAUGAGCUUAUUUUUAAAAACUGUGUCGCAUUAUUUUCAAGGAAUUUUAAGCAUAUUACCAUUUAAAUUCUCAUUACUUUAAUGCACCUGGAACAUUUUAAUAUAUCUUGUUUUGGAUUAUUUUAGUGUUUUAAUUUAAUAUAGUUUACAUUUUAAUAUGCAAAAUAGGAUUUAAUGUAUUUCCUUUUGUUUUUGGUUUAUGGUAUCUGGACAUUUUGAGUUAAAGCUUUUUUAAUCUUAAUAUAUUUAAUUUAAUAUGUUUUAGAUUUUAAUGCACAUUUUUUUUUUUAAAUGUUAAUGGCAAAUACAUGGUAAAAACCCAGACAUGUUAUUUUCAGGUUUUGUGACACACACACACAUGCACACACACUCACACACACACUCACACGUUGCAGUAUCUGUGGUCUUUUAUUGAAGACUUUGCCUGUAUAAAUCACUUGCUCAAACAGACUAAAAUCUUUUUUUUCAUAGAAACUGAAUGUGAGAGGCAAGAGAGUGAUAACAUGACAUGUACACUUUUAAUAGUUUUACAGUAAGAUUUUAGAUCUGAAUGUAUUUUUGUUUCAGUAAUGGUAAAUUAAUUCAAUACUCCAAUAUUUAGGAUGUGUAUUUUUCACUUGUAUAAGGAGAAACACA
Carassius gibelio (silver crucian carp) is the source of this 4882-nucleotide messenger RNA. RefSeq names its product short transient receptor potential channel 7-like. Gene Ontology annotation, molecular function: store-operated calcium channel activity; inositol 1,4,5 trisphosphate binding; protein binding. The record is from RefSeq and is a predicted model, not a curated record. Lineage: Eukaryota; Metazoa; Chordata; Actinopteri; Cypriniformes; Cyprinidae. The coding region runs from base 62 to 2959 and encodes 965 amino acids. The transcript is spliced from 12 exons. Gene Ontology annotation, cellular component: cation channel complex; membrane. Gene Ontology annotation, biological process: manganese ion transport; regulation of cytosolic calcium ion concentration; calcium ion transmembrane transport.